AGGACGAUAGCCGGAAAGUGGUCCCACAUAGUCAUGGCGUUACUAUCGAAGAGGUUGACAUUGAAGAAUGCAAGAUGCUAUGUCAACUUGCUCAGACAGUUUUACAGAUCGGAAUCUUCUCUUCCCAAAAUAACAACACAUUACACAGUAUUUCCCAGGGAGAGCGACCCUCGCUGGAAAGAUGUGGAUAUGGAGAGGUAUGGCGAUGAGGCAGACGUUGUAAUCGUGGGAGGUGGACCAGCUGGACUGUCAGCUGCCUGUCGACUCAAACAGUUAGCCAAUGAACAAAGCCGAGAACUCAGAGUAUGCCUGGUGGAGAAGGCUUCAGAAAUAGGUGGUCACACUCUAUCAGGAGCAUGUAUAGAGCCCCGGGCUAUGUCAGAGCUGUUCCCAGACUGGGAAGAGAGAGGGGCUCCCCUGAAAACGAAGGUAACAGGUGACAAAUUUUCACUGCUGACCAAGACAGGCAGAAUACCUAUUCCAGUAUUACCAGGAAUGCCUAUUAAUAACCAUGGUAAUUACAUAGUGCGGCUGGGUAAUGUGGUGAGGUGGUUAGGAGAGCAGGCAGAGGAGCUGGGGGUAGAGCUAUACCCGGGCUAUGCUGCUAGUGAGGUUUUAUUUCAUGACGAUGGAAGUGUGAAAGGUAUAGCAACAAAUGAUGUAGGAAUUCACAAGGAUGGUUCACCAAAGGAAACGUUUGAGAGAGGGAUGGAGCUUCAUGCUAAAGUGACGAUAUUUGGAGAGGGUUGCCAUGGCCAUCUGGCCAAGCAGUUAUACAAACAGUUUAACCUCCGUGAGAACUGUCAGCCUCAGACAUACGGGAUUGGGCUGAAGGAGCUAUGGGAGGUAGCCCCAGAACAUCAUCACCCAGGCAGAGUGGAGCACACAGUUGGAUGGCCAUUUGAUAUUCACACGUAUGGUGGAACAUUUUUGUAUCAUUUGGAUGAAGGAUCACCACAAGUCGUUGUAGGCAUGGUGGUUGGUUUAGAUUACAAAAAUCCCUACCUGAGCCCCUUCCGCGAGUUCCAGAGAUUCAAGCACCACCCAUCUUUAGAACCUAUGUUUAGAUCUGGCACAAGAGUGGCGUAUGGGGCCCGAGCUCUCAAUGAAGGCGGCCUUCAGUCUCUUCCCAAGUUGACCUUUCCCGGAGGAGCUUUGAUAGGCUGCAGUCCAGGUUUCAUGAAUGUGCCUAAGAUCAAGGGCACGCAUAACGCCAUGAAGAGUGGAAUGGUGGCUGCUGAGGCAGUGUUUCAGACCAUCUGUGACCAGGAGACUAGCCCUACCUCAGCCACCAAGGGAUUGGAGCCUGCUGUUUAUGAAGAGAUGAUCCGUAAGAGCUGGGUGUGGGAUGAGAUUAAAGCUGUCCGCAAUGUACGUCCGUCUUUCAACAGUCCCCUGGGGCUGUAUGGAGGUUUGGUGUACACAGGUAUCUUCUACUGCUUACUGAGAGGCAAAGAGCCUUGGACUUUGUCUCAUAAAGGAAUGGACCAUGCUCAACUGAAGCCUGCUGCGGAGUGUACUCCUAUAGAAUACCCUAAACCUGACGGAGUGGUAAGUUUUGACCUCCUGACCUCUGUGUCACUGACCGGGACCAAUCAUGAUCAUGACCAGCCUGCCCACCUGACUCUGAUGGAUGACAGUGUGCCUGUCAACCAAAACCUGAAGCUGUAUGACGGCCCUGAACAACGCUUUUGCCCUGCAGGUGUGUAUGAAUACGUAGAGCGAGAAGAUGGCCAGGGCAGCCGGUUACAGAUCAAUGCUCAGAACUGUAUUCACUGUAAGACGUGUGACAUCAAGGACCCCAGUCAGAACAUCAACUGGGUGUGCCCACAGGGUGGGGAGGGGCCCGCUUAUAACGGCAUGUGAGGCCUCAUCACACUCAUAGCAGAGCAUUUAUUCUCUCAGGUAUCUUCAUAGUAAGCAAUUGCAAUGCAGUGCAAAGUAAUGGCUGCCUGUUGUGAUAGAGUUUACCCCUCAGAAGAGUGAAGGUGGUGAACAUUUAUCUGAGGGUGGUGGCAUAUGCAAUGUACACUUGUGAGAUAAUACUUCAAGGAAAUAAAGAUGAAAGCACAUCACUUCAGUUGUAAAUAUAUGCAUGUAUAUAUGUAUGAAACCUAUUUGUAGUCGUGUGAAAUAAACAACAA
Messenger RNA from Liolophura sinensis, 2144 nucleotides. Its product is annotated as electron transfer flavoprotein-ubiquinone oxidoreductase, mitochondrial-like. The transcript has 14 exons. Gene Ontology annotation, cellular component: mitochondrial inner membrane. The record is from RefSeq and is a predicted model, not a curated record. Gene Ontology annotation, biological process: electron transport chain. Lineage: Eukaryota; Metazoa; Mollusca; Polyplacophora; Chitonida; Chitonidae. Gene Ontology annotation, molecular function: iron-sulfur cluster binding; electron-transferring-flavoprotein dehydrogenase activity. Bases 34 to 1866 code for a protein of 610 amino acids.